This is a messenger RNA of Schistocerca gregaria, 5250 nucleotides long. It is a transcript of the gene Cka, whose product is annotated as striatin-3. NCBI's taxonomy places the organism in Eukaryota, Metazoa, Arthropoda, Insecta, Orthoptera, Acrididae. Bases 475 to 2661 code for a protein of 728 amino acids. Gene Ontology annotation, molecular function: protein binding. The record is from RefSeq and is a predicted model, not a curated record. The transcript has 13 exons.
CUCUUUUUGCUAGAAUCUUUGACAUGACCGCGAGAGGAGCAGAGUCAAUCACCUCGGAAAUAAAAUAUGAUAAACAAAUAAAUUUGUAGGAAUCCAGACAAACGAGCACUUUUCAGAGAUGAACGGUGCUAGUAUGAGCUAAUUAUUCAAUUCAUAUAAUUACUUACGGUCACGACCAUGUCACAGACACUAGAAGAAAAUCUUUGACGUGACCGUGACGGAAAGAGCCGAGUGGAGCAGAAAUUCCGAGGGGAGCCGAAAGGCAGUCUGUAUUCUCCUCCAUGAAUGCGGUUGACAGUAGUCAGUUGAGUGUCACAAUACGUAAUUGUCGUAAAAAUUUGGAAAUACUGACGAAAAGCGUGUGUAAAUAAUGUGAGAGAAUGACAUCUUGGAAGUGGAUUUUAGUUUAAGUAUUAGAUUCCAUCUGUAAGUAUUAAUUAGAGCUCAUGAAGUUGCUUUAAUGGCGGCCAUGUCAUGAAGAUAUCCAGCCAGUGCGGUGGAUCUACAAUGGAAGAUAGUUCUCCGUCACAAAACCACAAUGGACAGUUGGGACCGUCUGGUGGUGCAGUCAACGUAGGAAACAAACAAAAUGAAGAACGGAGUCAAAUAACGCAAUAUUCUAUACCAGGAAUACUGCAUUUCAUUCAACAUGAGUGGGCAAGGUUCGAAAUGGAGAGAUCGCAGUGGGAAGUGGAUAGAGCCGAAUUGCAGGCCAGGAUAGCGUUUCUUCAGGGCGAAAGGAAAGGUCAAGAAAAUUUGAAAAAUGAUUUGGUCCGAAGAAUAAAAAUGUUGGAAUAUGCUCUCAAACAAGAAAGGGCAAAGUAUCAUAAAUUAAAAUAUGGUACAGAAUUACAGCAAGGUGAUGUUAAACCUCCAAUUUUUGAUGAACCAGGUGGGCCUGAAGCACCGGUUGAUGGAGAGGCCCCUUUCACUACAGUAAGCAAUGUUAGUUGGAGGCAAGGCAGGCAGCUUCUAAGACAGUACCUUCAAGAAAUUGGCUAUACAGAUACUAUAAUAGAUGUAAGAUCAAAUAGGGUCAGAGCACUACUAGGUAUCAAUAACAAUGCUGAAAAUGAAGAAAACCAGAACAAUGCUGCAGUUGUUACAAAUGUUAAUGGGAAUGAAUCUUCCAACAAACGUGCUAGUGAAAGCCAGGGACGUCGGACUCCAGCGAAGAAGGCUCCUCCGUCUUUGACAGAAGCAAUGAUUCUUGAUACAGAAGCUGCAGUUAUGUCAAGUUUUGAAUUCUUGGCUCAGGAAGAAGUUGAUAUGGAUGAUGAUGAUGACAUGAGUGAUGACUUGGAUGAAGCACCAGAUGAUGAACAGGAUGAUGUUAAGACAGCUAAGCGCAAAGGGAAGAGUCUAAUGCUGAACGAAAGUCUUACAGAUGAUGUUGAUGCUGAAGCAGAAGAAGUUUUAAAUGAACUCAAUAUGCUGACUGAAGUGGAAGAUUCAGGAGGGGAUAUACAUUCUCAAAAUGAUCCAGGUUGGAGGGGUAGAGGGUUGGGCUUCCAGGUAGGCAGCGGUCAUCGCAGGCAGCUAGGUCCAGGUCUGGGAGACGACGAGGUCCUGGAUUCAACGCUUGGUUUGGGAGAUCUGGCACAACUCACAGUAAAUAAUGAGGCGGAGGCUGCAUAUGAUAUUGCUGCAACUAAAGAGUCAUAUAGGAAGACAUGGACUGCUAAAUACACUUUACGCAGUCACUUUGAUGGGGUGCGUGCGCUGGCGUUCCACCCUGUGGAGCCUGUUCUUAUUACAGCGAGUGAAGACCAUACGUUAAAGCUGUGGAACUUACUGAAAACUGCACCUGCCAAGAAGUCUGCGUCUCUGGAUGUGGAACCUCUGUAUACGUUCCGGGGACAUACGGGCCCUGUCUUGUGUCUUGCCAUGACUGCUACAGGAGAGCAGUGCUACAGUGGUGGUCUCGAUGGUAACAUUCAUUGUUGGAACCUGCCAUGUACAAAUAUAGAUCCCUACGAUUCAUUUGAUCCAGGUGUUCUGACAGGCAGCAUGGAGGGACACACAGAUGCGGUUUGGGGUCUCAGUAUACAAAGCCAGCAGCUGCAGCUGCUUUCAUGUUCUGCUGAUGGAACGGUGAAGCUGUGGUCUCCAACUAGUAAAAUGCCUCUUCUGUCUACAUACACUUCAGAACAAGAUGGUGCUCCAACAUCAGUUGAUUUUAUUAGAGAUGAGCAGAAUCGAAUGGUGGCAGCAUACAAUUCAGCACAUUGUGUCAUUUUUGAUAUAGAAACAGGAAAACAGCUUCUACGUCUUGAGACAAGUCCAGAAGUUGACAAUAAUGUAAUGGGUCGCCAAAUAAAUUGUGUGGUGGCUCAUCCUCUUCUUCCAUUGACAAUCACUGCCCAUGAGGAUCGACAUAUUCGAUUCUUUGACAACACGACUGGCAAGCUGGUUCAUUCAAUGGUUGCUCAUUUAGACUCUGUUACAAGUCUAGCUGUUGAUCCGAAUGGCCUGUAUCUUCUCUCAGGAAGUCAUGACUGCAGUAUCCGUCUGUGGAAUCUGGAAAAUAAGACGUGUGUACAAGAAAUUACAGCUCACCGCAAGAAAUUCGACGAGAGUAUAUUUGAUGUGGCUUUCCACCCAUCCAGGCCCUACAUUGCCAGUGCAGGCGCUGAUGCACUUGCAAAGGUGUUUGUGUGAAGUUAUUGGUAAGGAACAUGAUGUACGACCAGAAAAGUGCAAGACUUUUUAGAGUGCAACACGCGUUUAUUGUUUUUAAUUUUAUUUUUUUGUUCUCGAAUCUGGUGAGUUAUUCUAAUAGGAGGGAAGAUGGACAAAGGGAGCGGAUAAGUUUUUUAUGUUCUCAGUAUAAUUUCCCUCUUUAUACCAGUACAUCCUUGUGAGUGGGACGGACAAGAGGUUAAAAUUUGAAGUGUGUUCAGAAGACUAGAACAAUAUUGUGUUUGUGUACAGUAGAUUUCUAAACUGAAAUUACUUUUCAUUGAUCUGCCACGUCGUGCUGCUUCAUUUUUGCUCAGUCUGCGCAGAACAGAUUUUCUCCCUUUACUUACUUUUUUGUGUUGAGCCCACACUCUUCUGACCAGAAUCACUACUAUAUUUGAUAACAGUGAUUCUUCAGCUGAAGAUUAUGCUGAAUGUACAAUAUAACUUUACAUCAUAAACUGUUAAGAAUGCUUUUAUUGACAGUCUCUUGAUUUUAUACACCCAGACUGACAGUAGCUAGCUCAGAGUUUUUGCAUCCCUCCCCAUUCUCACCUGCUCUAUGUGAAGAAAUUGAGGAGACAUUUUCAUUGUAAUUGUUAUGAAAAUUGUGGUAUUUCAAUUUUGUGAUUUUUUUUUCUUUUUUAAAAAGAAAGAAGACUGCACAUUGUGUGCAAUUGGUACCUAUACCCAAUUAGCACAGUAUUAAAUUAAAAAGAAUCAUAAAAUGUGUGUUUAAUUGUAAACUACUGUAUCUAAAGUAGAACUACUUUGUAGCUUCAGAAUUAAUAUAUGGUCAUUUCAUUUUUAAUCUACUUUGUAUAUUAUAUGUCAGUAAUCUAGAAUGAAACAUUUUCUAUUUACGGACUGUAAAUUUAUGUUAAACACACAAUUUCUCCUUAUUGAUAAAUAUUAAAUAUUUCAUAUAAAUUAUUUACGUGUGAAGAUUUUUUAACGACCUGAAGCCACAUUGGUUGUUGAUGACAUAAUUUGAAAUGUAUUCUUAAUAGAACAACGCCUGUACACUAAUGUGAAAAAGGCAAUUUUAGUCUUAAUUUUUUUUAUAUAUUUAGGGCUCCAGGGCUUUGUCCACUACAUAUAUCUGCUCAUGGAACAGGUGGAAUGUUAUAGAGGAGAAAAAAAUUAAGUAUAUGCAAGACUAGGACAAAACAUGACACUCAUGAAUGCAUGCAAGUUUUAUGCAUGCUAGAUAAAUAAAUGAUUAAACAAAUGAUGUAGAUGUAGGACCGCUAACUUAUUUCGUUAACUGUGUACAAAUUGUAAAUUAUCGAUCCAUAGAAAAUAAUGCACCUGUUAGUUACAGAAAAGUGUCAGGCAGAGUUGUGUAAUUUAUCACUGCACAACUUUGAACUUUUAUUUAGCCAAUAGUUUCUUGUAGGAAACCUUUGUUUCAUUGUGCAGCAUUUAUUACUAUACAAUUUUUGAUAAGUUACCAACAAAAUUAAUCUAUUCUUCCUUUUAUCUAUAGUUCCUUUGUAAUGAUAUUUAUUUUAUAAAAUAUUUUAAGAGUUGUUUAUUAUUUAUGUAUUUAUAAUGUAAAUAUCAGACGUAAUAAUACUCAUUUUAGAAAAUUGUUAAAUUUAUUUCGUACAAGCAUGUAAACAUGUAGAUGUAUAUUUAAUACUCGACCCCCUUUCUUUCUUUCUUUCUUUCUUUCGGUUGGUUUGUUCGUCAAAAUGAUGACGAAUACUUAAAGUAUAUGUAACUGCUGUUUAAAAGCUGUUGCCAAACAUCAUAUAAUUGUUAUUUAUUAGUUCUACUUGUAUUUGAAUGUUCAUAGCAUCAUGCUCCAAUUCAAAUGGCAUAAAAUCUGCUGUUUACACAUUGUUUUAAAAUUUUUAUUUAAAUGAAUAGGCAGAUUACUGUUUCUGUGAAAUAUGUGCUGUUGUAACUGUUCAGUUAUCUUUUUUUUUUCUCACAAGUUUGUUCUGCACCUGAUGACUUUUCCCUGGAAAAUUGAAGUCUUUCGUCAUUUGCUUGAUAAUACAUAUAUUUCUUCAAAUAUUUGAUCUGUUUUAUAACUUCGUUGGUGGACAUUUAUUGAUGGGGGGAGCAAAGCAUUAAAAUUUUUGUUUGUUGGUUUAUUAAUAUUUAAUUAAUGAAUUCAUUCAAUUUACCAAACCAUACCAGAAAUGAUUAUGUAGAACAUAUACGCUCUGUGACUUUUGCCAUCCGAAAUGAACAGUGCUUAGUUACACUUGUUAAUUCGUGUGGUUGAUUAUGAAAAUUUUAUUUGACAUGUAUUUUGGAUAAUCAUUGGAGCUUUGUCUGAAUAAUUUCUCAGUAGACAUCAGCGAAAGUCUCUGAAACAAACUAUCGGAGGACCAUAUUUCCCCACAGUGAUUCUUGUAACAAUUUACUCUUUUUGUUGGGGAAUUUGUAUAUGUACAUGUAAAGCAUACCAGGUUGGAAAUUCUUCAAUAUUAGGAAAUCUGGCCGACAUAAUUUUUAAAAUGCUUUAAAGACUUGCUUGUGUAAUGAUCUUAAUUUUAAUGAGAUGUCAGAUGUGAACUGGUAAUAAAUGCAGAUACAAAUGUGUAUUAGAAA